UCUAGUUUCUUGCGUUUAACGUCAACACGAGUUCAAUUUACCCGGCUUCACGACGUCCGAAAUCGUACACGGCAAAGCAACAGCAAAGAACUUUGCCUUAAAAUCGAGCUGUUCUUUGCUUCCUUCUCCACGAAAUUCGUGUAUUUCGGAGGACGGCUGGUCACUGGAAAAAUGCCGCAGUGGAGUAAAGGGAAGAGUGUGUUGAUGACCCCGGAUCCGUACCACACACCGGGGUACUGUGGGUUUUGUCCCCAGUUCAAGUUUCAGAUCGGCGAGACGUUCGGCCGGACCACCUCUCGCCUGCUGACCAACCCAACUGUGGCGAGCUCGGGCCGGCCCGUCUUGGCCGACAUCAGUCCAGUCAAAGGCCCGGAUUCUCAGGUUACAGGGGAGACAAAGCGACUCGCUGCCAGAGGAGAUGUCUUGAGGAGUAGACGGGCCAGCUUUGGAGACCAGAAGCUUGGAGAGACAAUGGUCCCUGGGUAUACAGGCUACAUUCCGAAAGGUGAACAUUACUUCGGGGAUCGUUACGCCGAAAACUGUCGCAACGCUAUCGCUGAAUUUGAGCUUGAACAGCGAAAUCAUAAGUCCAAGACCACUGCUAUGGAACGGGUACGGCACAUCCAGGCAGGCCGUAUCGAACCAACGGAACAAGAGAAAAAGGAAUCGCCAUUGCGUUGCCGUGGUCCUCUGAAGCCGAUCAAGAAAGACAUCGCACCUCUUGUGUACGGAAAACCGAACGAGCAGCAACAUUCCACUUCACCGUACUACAUGGCUCAGCAUGAUCCUCAGAAAUUCUUCAUGUCAGGCUACACUGGUUUUAUCCCAAAGUCCCGCGGGCUGAUUGGGAUGAGCUAUCCCAUCAUCACCAAUUACGCCCUCAACGAAUUCACUAGCGAUCCUCGUCAUGCAAUAAGCCGUUUGCAGGGGGCACCAGAGAAAGGAGAAACGACAGUAAUAAGAGGUUGCAUCAAAUUACCUCGGUUGGACCCCAAUAUCAUAUACCCAACCGAUUCUGGGCUUGUUCCUCACUACACGGGACACAUUCCAGGCCAGAAGUUCCGCUAUGGUACAACCUUUGGUCACAGCACCCGCAAUGCAAAACGAGUCCGAGUCAACAUGGGUGAGGCAAUCGCAUCUAAGUAGUCAGAUUACAACUCGGCAAUUUCUAGUAUGAGUCUCAAAGAAUCAAUCAUCGAUGCACUUCAUGAAUUUGAAUUCGUAAAUCUUUAGAUCUCUGUAGCUUCCUCCUGUCCAACAUGUCACAAUGUUUUCAUGAAGAAAGCCGUGAACAAAAUCACUGCCAUUAAAAAACUUACAUUCUUUGAGGUGCAUACCGCUGUAGUAAUGAUUUCCAAGAAUAACUGAAUAUAUAUUACAAGUAAGAAGAUGUGAAUGUUGAACACAGCAUUUUCUGAUGUUAAUUCAGGAACUGACUUUUUGACAUGAAGCUUUAUCAUUUUCACAGAAUGCUUUAUUUCAAAUAAAACAGCAUUUAGAUUA
Molecule: messenger RNA, 1503 nt
Organism: Acanthaster planci (crown-of-thorns starfish)
Lineage: Eukaryota; Metazoa; Echinodermata; Asteroidea; Valvatida; Acanthasteridae
Product: ciliary microtubule inner protein 2B-like
Source: RefSeq, a predicted model, not a curated record